AUGGCGCCAAAUGCCAGUCCCAAAGGUCUCCUUCCCGCCACGCCAUACAGAAUCAUCUGCCUCAACCCCGUCCAAAAGCUCACUCUGCCUCGCCACACGCCAUGCUCCACAUUAGCCAUGCCUCGCCAAGCAGCCAACCCUGCAACCUCUGAUCCCAUCCUGAGCACUAGUCUUCUUGAAGACGAAGCCCGUGUAUGGUUCUGGAGCACAGAUGGAAUGGCGAGCACUCACCUUGCCUUCAAACGCGCCCAAGAUCCAAUUUCUAACCACCAAGUUCGAAUUUCGUUGAAGGCAAAUGUUGAGGCGUUAAAAAGGGCGGGAUGGAAUGGGACCUCAGCACUGGAAAAGUUUCACCGAGGUGCUUGGGUUUCUGCGAAUGUCAAUACCAAGAUAGCUGUUGCUCCGGGGGCAGUAGUCACCAAACGGGCGCGAGAUGAAGAAUUAUUGCCAAAGCAGCGUAGGAAGAAGAGAGGAAAUACGACUGUUGGUGUUCGUGCUGCAACCGAAUCCGACUACGACGAGGCCGCAACUUCAGAUGUCUCACAAGCAGCGUCAACGUCUCAAUCUGUCCCUUAUACCGCCCCACGGAAACGACAGACCAAGGCAAAAGAUGUCGAAGCUCGCUGGAAUGAUGAAGUCAAACCACAAGAUACACAACCUCCUCCCCUCCUCCCUGAUUUGCUUGUUUCUGGCUCUGAAAUGCCAACGAGCGAGAAAAUCACAAAUCCUUCAGCUGUGAAACAGGGACAAGCAGCUGCUAUGAGCGCUAUCCUCCCCCUACUCCCAACUGUGCAGAAGUAUAUUCUUGCUGGUUUUACCCACCGCGGGCUUGGGGCGCAGCCUUGCCAGUGCGGCCAGGAGCAGCCGACCUUUCGCUGCCUCGAUUGCUUCAACUCACCAUUGUGGUGCUUGUCAUGUGUAGCGCAAGUGCACCAGCUCACACCGUUCCAUCAUAUUGAGGAAUGGGAUGGCCAACAAUUCGCUCGGCGUCAUUACCAGCAACCUAUUCCCAUUCAUCCGGGUUUUGGCGGUCGAGAAUGCCCUCACACUAGCCAGACCUCACGCCCACCCCGUACGCCGCUCACGAUCUGUCAUGAAACAGGACUGCAAGAAGCCACAAUUCAGUGGUUUCGUCUGUUCCCCGCAUCGUUUAAGGAGCCCCGUACAGCAUUUACCUUUGGGGUUUUGAAGCAGUUUCAAGUUCAUAUGUUGGCUUCAAAGAAAUCGGCAUAUGAUUAUAUCAAGGCGCUCUGUCAAUUGACGGAUAAUGAGGCUCCUGAUGCCGUCGAGAAGCGCUAUCGUGAAUUUCUCUUUGCUUGCAGACUUUGGAGAUAUCUGUCGCUUGAACGCCGCACGGGCCAAGCACAUACCUUCGAUCAACAUGUCCCACAUCGACGACCUCAUAGUCUUGCCCUGCGCUGCCCAGCGUGUCCGGAGAUUGGUUUCAACAUAACUGCAGAGACUAUGGACAGUGCUCUGGAGACGGAACGCCACAAGUACACACUCUUCGUUUCUGCCGAUGGCAACUUCAAACUCCAGCGAAAGAACAAGCGCGAUGAUCCUAAUGGCAUCGCAUUGAAUGGUGGUAACGCUUUUUUCGGGCCAAAGCACAAAACGGCCGCAUAUGUGGAGAAGAUGCCGAAGAGUGAGGAUCCUGGGACAUACUCCCAUCUCAAGGCCAGCAAAAUGCAGAAUACCGCAAAAUUCAAGAAUUGUGUCAUCAGCGGUGUCGUUGCAAUCCAGUGCGGCCGACAUGGUUUCUAUUUACCACAAGCAAUGAUUGACCUACUCAAGGGAGAAGGAUUUGGCUAUACCGACUUUGCUCUCAAAUAUGGACUUGGCACCGAAGCACACGGCCUUCGCUGGAUUAUGCUCACCUACGACAUCUGGUGUCAAUACCGUAUCAAGCUCCUUGAGCGAAUCCGUGCUCACUUUCCCGAAAUGCUUCCGAUUUUCGAAAAAGUUGAUGGGGCAAUUGGGAAGCUUCAUGUGCUUACCCACCAGCAGAAAUGCGAAGGCAAGGAAGGAGGGCACAGCCACGGACCAUAUAAGGCAAUUUGA
Mycena indigotica is the source of this 2061-nucleotide messenger RNA. RefSeq lists its product as uncharacterized. Bases 1 to 2061 code for a protein of 686 amino acids. NCBI's taxonomy places the organism in Eukaryota, Fungi, Basidiomycota, Agaricomycetes, Agaricales, Mycenaceae. The record is from RefSeq and is a predicted model, not a curated record. The transcript has 9 exons.